Messenger RNA from Hyaena hyaena (striped hyena), 803 nucleotides. Its product is annotated as ferritin heavy chain-like. Gene Ontology annotation, biological process: iron ion transport; intracellular iron ion homeostasis. The record is from RefSeq and is a predicted model, not a curated record. Gene Ontology annotation, molecular function: ferrous iron binding; ferric iron binding. Gene Ontology annotation, cellular component: cytoplasm. Bases 149 to 697 code for a protein of 182 amino acids. NCBI's taxonomy places the organism in Eukaryota, Metazoa, Chordata, Mammalia, Carnivora, Hyaenidae. The transcript has a single exon.
CAUUCCAGCCACAUCUGGAGACUGCUGCCAGGCCUGCCUGCUGGCCCACUCUGAAAAGGCGCCGGGGACCCGCCACCACCGCCUUCGGCCUCACAGCCCUCACUCCCGAGGUGCCUUCGCCUUCGCCUUGGUGCCAGCGCCACCAGCCAUGGCCACCGCGCCGCCCUCUACAGUGCGCCAGAACUACCACCCCGACUGCGAGGCCGCCAUUAACAACCAGAUCAACCUGGAGCUGUACGCCUCCUACGUGUACCUGUCGAUGGCUUUCUAUUUCGACCGCAAUGACGUGGCCCUGGGGAACUUCGCUGAGUUCUUCCUGCGCCAGUACCGUCAGGAGAGCGAGCGUGUUGAGAAGCUGAUGGAUCUGCAGAACCACCGAGGGGGUCGCAUCCACCUCCGUGACAUCAGGAAGCCUGACCGCGACAACUGGGAGAGCGGCCUGAAUGCCAUGGAGUGCGCCUGUCACCUGGAGAAGACCGUGAACCAGAGCCUGCUCGACCUGCACCAGCUGGCCACCCACAAGGAGGACGCCCACCUGUGCAGCUUCCUGGAGAGCAACUACCUGCACGAGCAAGUCAAGGCCAUCAGCAAGAUGAGCGACUACGUGACCAACCUGCGCAAGAUGGGGGCCCCAGAAACCAGCCUGGCAGAGUACCUGUUUGACAAGCUCAGCCUGGGCAAGAGCAACAAGAACUGAGUUGGGACUGUUUCCCCAUAGACACAGCGUGCACGGUGACUUCCCCUGGUCACCAUGCCGAGCAUGCAGUUUGCAGUAGUGCCUUUGCAGAACGUUCCAGUUUUCU